UCCCCUCCACGAAAGAUCAGUCUUCUCUAUUUGUAAAACCUAGUUUCCUCUCUAGUCGGUUCGAUGGCACCAAAGGGCGGCGAGAAGAAGCCUGCCGAGAAGAAGCCGGCGGAGGAGAAGAAGACGACCGUCGGGGAGAAGGCGCCGGCGGAGAAGAAGCCUAAGGCCGGGAAGAAGCUGCCGAAGGAUGCCGGAGCCACUGCCGGAGACAAGAAGAAGAAGAGGUCGAAGAAGAGCGUGGAGACCUACAAGAUCUACAUCUUCAAGGUGCUGAAGCAAGUCCAUCCGGACAUUGGGAUAUCGAGCAAGGCCAUGGGGAUUAUGAACAGCUUCAUCAACGACAUCUUCGAGAAGCUCGCUCAAGAAGCCUCUCGUCUCGCUCGCUACAACAAGAAGCCGACGAUUACUUCCCGCGAGAUCCAGACUGCCGUACGGCUUGUCCUCCCCGGAGAAUUGGCCAAGCACGCCGUUUCCGAGGGCACCAAGGCUGUCACCAAGUUCACCAGCUCUUGAAUAGCGGCGAUUUCUAGUGGUUGGAAGUCUCUUCGCAUCUAGGGUUAGGUUAGGUUUUCUAGUAUUAGAUUGCUAGUAUUGCAUGUUUUUGCCUUGAAUCUAUCUGUUUGGAUGUGAAUUUGGAUUUGGCGGAUAUGAUAUACAGUUGGUUUGUUUCUUUUUGAAAUGUUAUUGGUUAAUUAGCUUAUUUAA
Messenger RNA from Diospyros lotus (date-plum), 705 nucleotides. Its product is annotated as probable histone H2B.1. The transcript has a single exon. Gene Ontology annotation, biological process: nucleosome assembly. Gene Ontology annotation, cellular component: nucleosome. Bases 64 to 513 code for a protein of 149 amino acids. Gene Ontology annotation, molecular function: structural constituent of chromatin; protein heterodimerization activity; DNA binding. NCBI's taxonomy places the organism in Eukaryota, Viridiplantae, Streptophyta, Magnoliopsida, Ericales, Ebenaceae. The record is from RefSeq and is a predicted model, not a curated record.